Messenger RNA from Quercus lobata, 1572 nucleotides. RefSeq names its product protein FAR1-RELATED SEQUENCE 5-like. Bases 1 to 1572 code for a protein of 523 amino acids. The transcript has 4 exons. The record is from RefSeq and is a predicted model, not a curated record. NCBI's taxonomy places the organism in Eukaryota, Viridiplantae, Streptophyta, Magnoliopsida, Fagales, Fagaceae.
AUGGUGCAAAUGUACUUGGAGGAAAGUGAUAAAGUUAUUUGCAAACCAAGUGAUAUUGAAGAAAUUGAAGGGGACUACAUGUUUGUAGCAAGGCUAGAAAAUAGUGAUGAAAAUUUGUUGAAUAAGGUGGUCCAUAAUAUAGAUGAAGCAUAUGCUUUAUAUAAUGAUUAUGCAUUGCGAAUGGGUUUUAGUAUUCGUAAAGGAAAGCCUAGAUAUUAUUAUGGAACGAAGAACAUAAAGCAACGUGAAUUUCUAUGUUCUAAGGAGGGUUUUAAACUAGAUGAAGAUUUUUGUAAAGAGAAAUAUUCGAAGAGACUAGAGACUAGAACUGGUUGUAAAGCAUUUAUUCGCUUCAUAGUUGAAAAUGGUGUUUGGAGGGUUAGUGCAUUUAAUCCAGAGCAUAAUCAUGAACUUGCACUACAAUCAGAGAGGCAUUUGUUAAGAUCUGGUCGUCGUAUUUCAAAACCUAAAGCAGAUGUAAUUGAUACCAUGGUGAAUGCAGGUAUAAGUACAAAGAAUGCUUAUUCAUAUCUAACAAAAGAAGUUGGAGGGAGUGAAAAUGUGGGUUUUACCGAAAGAGAUUGUUAUAAUCAUGUGAAUAUGCAAAAGAUGACAAUGAUUAGUGCUGCAGAUGCUCAAAGCUUAUUGAAUCAUUUUAAGUCUAAGCAUGCAGAAGAUCCCAUGUUUUUUUACACAGUUCAAGUAGAUCAAGAAAAUCGAAUGACAAAUUUUUUCUGGAGAGAUGGGAGAUCAAGAGUUGAUUAUGAUUGUUUUGGAGAUGUAGUAGUAUUUGACACUACAUACCGUACCAACAAAUAUAAUUUGAUUUGUGCUCCAUUUGUAGGUGUUAAUCACCAUUGGCAAAAUGUGAUGUUUGGAUGUGCAUUCCUUUUGGAUGAGACCACAGAUUCAUUUAAAUGGUUGUUUAAGUCAUUCUUAGACUCAAUGGGGAAUCGAUCGCCUAUAACAAUUUUCACUGACCAGGAUCAAGCUAUGUCAAAUGCCAUUGGGGAAGUGUUUCCAAAUACACAUCAUCGGCUAUGUUUGUGGCAUAUUUCAAAAAAUGCUCCUUCUCACUUAGGAGACUUAAACUCUAACUCAGAGUUUAUGUACUUGUUCAACAAGUGCCAAAAAUAUUGUGAUUCAGAAUUGGAAUUUCAACAGACAUGGGAUCAAAUGACACAAAGAUUUGAUAUUGAGAAUCAUCAUUGGCUUAAUAUGAUGUACAAAAUUCGACAUAAGUGGAGCACUGCAUUCACUAAGGAUUUUUUCACAGCUGAAUUUAAAUCUUCCUCGAGGAGUGAGAGCACGAACCAUGUUUUGAAUGGUAUGCGUUCCUCGGAAUUGGAUGAAGAUUUUCGAUGCAAGCAAGGUGCCCCACAAAAGGCAGUUAAGAAGAGUGGCAUUUUGGGUCAUGCAGCUCAAGUUUACACCUGUAAGAUAUUCAAUUUAUUUGAAAAUCAAUUUCUUGAUAGUCUUGCAAUGGUUUGGGAUCAAGUUGAUUGCCAAGAUACAAUUGGUGUUUUUGAGGUCAAAGAAGAAAAUAGUGAAAGAUAUAAAAAAUUUAACUAG